GGUAAUAGUUAGGUUUGCAAAGAUCACUAAUUGAUUUUAAUGUCUAAUUGGGCUGAAGGAGUGGAGAAGGACGUCAUUUAUGAAGACGGACGGGAGAAUGACUUCUACGACGACGACGAUGACGACGACUUCGACGAGGAGGAGGAGGAGUUUAUAGAUGAGGAGGAGCUCUGGGCGAAUGCCAAGUUAGUUCGAAAGGUCGAGGCGGACGUGGAUGGGAACCAGUUCGAGGUGAUCAAGAAGGUUCGACAGUACCACGUGGAUCGCCCGAUCACUGAAGUCGACCUCCGCGCGGGGUUGAAACGCUUUGGCAAGGCAACCGCGGAUCAGUCCAACAUCGUCUCGAAGGAGCCCCCGCUUGCUUUGGAGCUCGGCGCCGUCGACCAGUUCGAGCGGGAGAGCCGGAACGAGGUGAAGCGUCUCCUGCACGAGGUCGGAAAUACCGAGGUGAAGGUCAACGACUCCCACCUCCAGAUUAUUGUCAAGGAGGAGCACCUCAAACGGCAGGCGGAGAUGGCGAACGCGCUCAAGACGGAUGCGGGGAAUCGGGAGACAACUUGGGGGUCAAACCGAACCAACGCCCCGAAGGAGCGCGACUCGCAGGACUUUAAACGACGUGUGCGCGUCACCAAUGUCGGGGACAACAUCACGGAGGAUAAUUUGCGUAAUAUUUUCGGCUCGGACGGCGCAGUCGUGGAGCGGGUUUACCUGCCGCGAGAUCGGGAUACGAACCAAAAUAAGGGCUUUGCCUUUAUAACUUUUAAGGAAGUCUCGAUGGCAGAACAGAUUCUUAAGCGACAUGACUAUAAGUUUAAGAAUGUUGUGAUGCAUGUGACGAGGGCUUUGGAGCUGAAGCAGUGA
This is a messenger RNA of Phytomonas sp. Hart1, 861 nucleotides long. Lineage: Eukaryota; Euglenozoa; Kinetoplastea; Trypanosomatida; Trypanosomatidae. The record is from the annotation of a GenBank genome assembly.